CAGAUCCAAAAUGGUGAAUUCAUAAAAUGUCAGUGUUUGAAACGCUGCAUUUCCUACUAUCUUUUAAUUGACCGUCUUAUUGCUUUAUAAACAAUUAUAUACAUUCAGAGUCGUUGUAUACAGUCUAUGAUAGUCUGAACUACAAAAACUGCUGACCUCCACCGGAUCUUCCCGGCCUGUUGACGGAAAAGCACCAGGGAUGUCUGCCGGAAUUGCCGAAUGUAAUCCGACCCCACAACCGCAAGCAUCUACCAACGAACAUGGUAGAACCAUUUUGAGCUGUUCAUUCUAUGGCUGCAAGCAGAACUUCUCAAACAUACAGCAGUUAUCCACCCACAUAGAGAGCCACCAGAUCCCCACACAGUCCCUUCCAGGGAAGGCAUUUCAUUGCUCAGCACUGGGCUGCAAUGGCACCUUUCCCAGCAUGCAACACUUGAUGGAGCACAUGAGGCACCACUACAAGCCAAACCAUUAUUUCCUGUGUGAGAGCUGCAGGGCCAAACUCCGGUCUUACCGCGCACUCUUCAAACACCUUCACACUUGCGCCAAGGUGGCGAAGAGCAAGGCCGCCAGGGAGGAAAUGACCUCGCCGGGCGCCACGGCUAUGACAGAAGUGCCUGAGUCCGCACCAUAUGACGGCACGGCUCCCGGGGGUCUUCCCGCCGAUGCCCAGACCCCCAUAAAGGAGGAACCAAUGGAGCUAGAGCCCGUCCCAACCACUGCAGAGUCCGUCCCCGCCACGCCCCUCGCCUGCCUCCAGGCUACGGUCAACAGCCUUCCCCCCGAAACCCCGCAGGCCCUGCCCACCUCCCCUUCCUCUCCCCCGGCCCCAGCCGCCGCUCCUGCUCCGCCCCCAGGCUCGUUCUCUCUCUCUGAGCCCACAACGUUCCCCGCUGAGCCGCUGCAGCCCGGACCGCCCCCCGGGUCCUUCAUCCCGUCCACCACACCCUCCUCCUCCUCCUCCUCCUCUCCACUGCCUUACCCUCCCCCCGUCUCCUCCACUUCUCCUCCCGCUCCCCCCGGGCAGCGCCCAGGCCGACCCGUCGCCCCCGCCUCCCCAGCACCGCCCACCCCGCCAGGCUCGAACGCCGUGUGGAAGAAGAACCAAGACACGCCCGGGCCCCUAUUGCUCAGAAGGAACAGUCAUCCCAGCAGUCAGAGUAUAAGUGCAGGUGAAGCCCAGGGCAGUCUUUCAGCAGCCGCAUCCUCUGGGAGCACACCAGGGGGCGCUACAGUUGCCUCCAGUGCGGCCACUCCACCCCUACUCGGCAGGAGAUGACCGCCCACAUUGAGGGCCAACACAGGAGCCCGGCUGGGCGGGCUCAGACCGACAUGGAUAACAGGGGCUCCCCUCCAUUCCAACCAAAGAUAUCAUCGGACACAGAGACUGCCGUCUAUACCCAGCUGUGAUUGAAUUUGUCUACUGCACAUCAUUUUAAUCUGACCUACAGUAAAAUGCGCCUAGGAAGGUAGACUGGCUAAUAGAAUGGCGAUAUUAUGCAUUUAAUAACCCUUAGAUCACUUAGAAGAAAUUAUUUGCAUUAGUUUAUCAUGCGAUCAACUCAUAAAUGUCUCUGCUGUGUAUUUAUAAGCUUGUACUUUACAUUACAGGCAUUAGCAAGUGCUGUUUUUCCUAGUUACUUGCAUUUUUUAUUUUUUUUAUUUUUAUGAAAUGCUGUCCACUUAAUACAGCUGGCUAUACAUUUAGUGACAACUUUAUUAGGUAGACCUGUACACCAGCUUGUUAAUACGAUGAUCUAAUCCACUGAUCAUGUGGCAGCAACCCAAUGCAUGCAAACAUGGCCAAGAGAUCCACUUGUUGUUCAGACCAAACAUCAGAAUGGGGAAGAAAUGUAAUCUAAGUGGUUUUCCCCAUGUAAUGAUCGUUUGUACCAGACAGGGUGCUUUUAGUAUCUCAGAAACUGCUGAUCUGCUGGGAACUGUGGAGUUUACAAGGAAUAGUGCGAAAAACAACAUCCGGUGAGCAGCAGCUUUGUGGGGAAAAAACACCUUGUUAAUGAGAGAGGUCAGAGCAAAAUAGGCAGUCUAUUAAAUAACCACACGUAACCACAGAAGAAUAAUUCCAAGAAUAAGUAUAAAAAUACCUAAUAAAAGUGGUCACUGAGUGUAUACUGAAUCAAUUCAGGUUUAGUACCUUACUCUAGGGUACAAUGGCAGAGCCUUCAAUGGAGUCUUAAAGUCGAACCAUGUAACCUUCAGGUUACAAUCCCAGUUGUACUCCUUAUAUCCAUCCAACUGGACAUAUUUUUAAUAUUUGAAGUCUCCACUGCGUAUAUUUAAGACGUUUGAUGCCCCUGUUGAACACAGUGGAGCAGUGCCCUAUGAUAUUGCUGGCCCUGGCUCCGAAGUCUCUUUUUGAAGUGGCAGUUUACUUCUCAGUAUUCAGGGGUCUUGAAAUUUGGUACGUUUUGAGGGUGAAAAACAAGAAACGAGUAGCCUACCUCGAAAGUAGCUUGUACUGCUGUCAGAAAUCAGAAAUUUCUCAUCGCAUUCAAAAAAAAUAAAAAACCCAUUGGGGCACUCAAUAAAACCUCAAUAAUAUAUGUUUUUACCUCCAUAAAAUUUACAAUUUCUUUAAUUUAGCUUACAUGUUUAAGUACGUGAACCGUGAGACACCACAAUCUCACCCUCACACAAGCAAAGUUGUGUAUCGUUUUGGGGCGGCCUGUAGCGUAGUGGUUAAGGUAAAUGACUGGGACACGCAAGAUCGGGGGAUCGUCUCCUGCUUAGUCUAAUCAACUGUAUGUCGGUCUGGAUAAGAGCAUCUGCCAAAUGCCAAUAAUGUAAUGUAAUGUUUCAACUCAUUUUCAUAUUGAAUUCCAAGUGUUUAUGGUGAAUGUUUAGUUCAUUUGAAGGUGUGUUGGCUAAUGGAAGAUCAUAAGGGAUUUUACAAAUUACUGUUGUGUACUUCUGCUAGUGUUAGUAUUAACAUUAAUCGCUGAUAUGUAUCACUGUGAAGUAUCAAAGAUAAUCUAAAGGAAAUUGUUGAUUGAUCUUUGGGAUGCCUCUUCCUGUAAUGAUUGCUGGCGCCUCUAUGUGUGCAACACCUACAGUCAAUAAACUCAGAAAAAAAGACAAUAAGAGCCGCGGUGGCGCAACAGGCUAAGACGCAGCAAACUUGCGGUUGCAGUUUGCUGCAGUUGCAGACCGGGGUUCGAUUCUCGGUCCUGCCAAAAGCCAAGUUUGGCCGACUCACGUGGGGCAGCAAUAAUUGGCUCGCUGCUCCAGAGGGAGGGACUUGGCAGGGUUAUUAGAUCGCCGCACAAUAAGCACCUCGGGCGCCUCGGAAUCACGGCAACGGGCAUGAGACGAGACGGCUUGAAGAAGGCGUGUCGUUCUCAUUCGGGCCGCCGAGGGACGGGGUACGGGCGGUACAUCUAAUACGACUACCUCCAAUUGAAUCAGACGAGGUACAAUUGGCUACCAAAUUGGGAGAAAAAGGGAAAAAUCUGGAAAAAAUUUAUUAAAAAUACAAUAUUUAUUUUAAAAAAAAAAGAAAGAAAAAAAGACAAUACAUUAUGUCCCUGGCAAAGAUAUGAGUUGAAUCUUUGGGCAUUUUUGGCUUUCAUACUGCUUAAAAAGGGAGUAAGGUUGUUUUGAAAGAUUGGUUUUUGAACACAAGUGUUUAUUGAUAGUUUCAUGGUGUGCUUUCUGGGCAAUCUCAGGACUGCUUCAAGGUCCACUUGUUUGAUGUUGUUCUAUAAGGUCAAAGAGUAUCUUAAUGUUAUGAGGUUGUCUUUUCAUCGGUGUACAUAAACCCAGACCUCUCCCUGUGUUGUCUGACCUGAACUUCAUGUUGAUUAAAAUAGAAAUUACAGGGUAUUGGGAUGGACUGCGAGUGCUAUUCUCAGUCAUAUUCAUAUUAUGGCAUUGGUCAAAUGAUACUUGGUUCACCUGAAUUAUAAUAAUGUUGCGUGGCAAGAUAUCUUUUAAUUUGGUUGAUGCAAACAUGGACAUGUGUAAAUUGGUGGGUGUAAUAUUGUAUGUAAUCAAGAUAAAUAUUCAGUUUCAAGUUCUCUUACUAGCAUUUACUGAGUGUAGUCCAUUGACUACUUAAUUGGUUUUAAUAUAUUUCUUUGUAGUUCAAUAUUGUGAAUGCUCCAGUAGGCAGGAAAAUGUCUGAAGGCCCAUCCACACCAACAACUAUAACUAUAAUUACUAUAACAAUAAUGAUGUGAGCAUCCACACUGCUUAAUGAUAACAUUCUGUAAUAGUCUCUGGGCUAUGUAAUGGGCAGUGUCAAUGUUGUAGAAUCAUGCAAAUGAAAAAAAAAAAAUGAAAAUUGAAACUGAUUCCUACAAUAAUUUGUCACUGUUGUUGUCGUUAUAGUUGUGGUGUCGACUCCUCCAUCCGAUUUUUUAAAUGAUAUAUAGUCAUUAUAGUUAUCAUUCUUCGUGUGGAUGGGUCUUUUCAGCCAAACUAGAGACAGUGUUCCGACUGAACAGACAGAGCCUGCUAUACUAACAAGGCCACAGAAGCAUCCAAAGGAGCAAAAGUCCAUGGUUUCUGAUGUAUUUUUUACAAGAUUCCAGCAAUAAUUCAAGUAUCAUCUUGUUAAAGUUGUAUGACAUGGGCGUGAUGGAACAGUCAUAGAAGUGGACUGCAAGCCAGUAUGCUAAACGUGACAGGUUUUGAAGUGAAAGGGUUAAACAUUUUUGGGCACUGCUAAUGUCAGGGGGACAGGGAAAAAGGACAGCACAUCAGAGCGUAUCUACUCCUGUAAGGGCUGGUGGUGUGAAGAGUUUUUAUUCACAUUACAGGCUGUGUCUGUGGUCGAUGAUAUGAUACAUUUCAACUUGACCAAGCUCAAUCAAAGCCAUAAUCAUAAAUCUCUGCCUGCAAACCCCGUUACCUCCUGUAGAUGCAUCUACAGGUAUUGGCAUGUCACUAUAAACAACAUUUCAAAACAGGUGUUUGAUAGGCAUCACUUGCUUCUCAUGCCAGAUUUUCAAACAACUGCUGUGCUGUUGUUCUCAAAUCUUUGUGGGAAUUUGGCUUUCCUUAUCUGUAUUUGACUUCAGCAGUGUUUCUAAAUCCGUCUCGCUGUUGCUCUGUCAAGAUAGCCAAUGAAGAUGUCUGAUUAGAUAGACAAGUGAAAGUUUCAGAGCAUUUUGAAAUGUGACCUUUUGAUUUUGAUCUUUAGGAAUGUAACACAUUGCAUUUUCUCUCCUUCCAUGAGCAGAAUUAAUUUGGAGUGCUUAGGCAGACAACUGGAUCAAGGAAUUUGUGUUUCUGCUGGUGUAUGUUUUAAUCUGUAUUCUAUGUGUUCAUGGCUGUAGCCAGUAAGUAAUCCCAAACAAACAAUGAUGUUAGGUCUCCAUUCCACGCAUGCAUGUCAAUAGUAAAAUGUUUCUCUGGCAGCACUCAGUUCAUAGGACAGUUGGGUUGUCAUGUAAUGGUUGCCUCUCUCCUGAUAGGUGGCAGUCUUCUGCAGUGUUAAAGUUUAUGAAGUAAAUCUGCAGAUACAAUGCAUUUAUCAUUGUAACAGGACAUUUGACGGAUACUAACCUUUUGGGAUUUUGGCAUGUUAUAAGGUCAAUGGUGGCUGUUGAGUACUGUUGCUGCUUUUAUUUAAAUGUGAAGUUGUUGAUAACAAUGGAUUAAGGACCUCUUUACCAGGUGAGGGACUCAAUGAUGUCAGAAGACUUCGUCAUGUUCAGAUACAGUGCAGCCUCUCUUUCUAUGCAGUCAGCAAACCAGGGAUCAUCAAAUCACAGUCCUUGUGGGCCCGGAACUGCUGGUUUUUCCCUUUCCCUUUUCCCGAGAGUCAGGUGUGAAGACAGUCUGGCCAAUCAGGAGCACUAAUCAUUCAGUUAAUAACCAGGGAGAAAAGAUAAUGACCAGGGCUGGAUUUGGAUUCGAGGACCAAAUUUGAUGAAUCCUGUACUAAACCAUCACACACCUCAGAGUACUCAGACUCCCACUGUGCCCGGCUCGCGUGCAUUUACUGAAAGGAAGAAUUCCUUCCGUGCGCUUGGAAUGUUUUCCUAAUUCCUUAUGAGAAUUUAUUGUCAUAUAUCUUGCCAUUCUGCUUCGUGUGUGAACUCAUUUGUAACAUCCAAAACAAAGAGCAGAAUUUAUGGCUUCCUCUGGUGUUGUGGGUUUGUGGAAACUCAUGUUCCUCUUUUGAUUCCCAUUGGGCUUGUGCCCAUCUUCAACUCACUGUCCGCCUACUGUCAACUUUCUAUUUUGUUCUACCAAACCUGGAAGGUAUGAUUUCAGGUUGGAUUUGUCACCUGGGAGCAGAUAAAAUAAAUUACCUAUUUUUGGAGGAUUUGACGGUUUCAUUUAAGGCAAUCAUGUCCAUUUCCUGGAGUACCAGAAGCAGUGAGGAGGGGCCUUCUGGGUAAUAGCGAACACACUUUGAUGUUUUUGAAGGAAUUAUCCACAGUAUAUUUCUGAAUGGCUUUUUUGUGAUACGCCAGUACUGUUUUUGUGAGAUUUGUUUGUAGAAUAAAAUUCCUUUGUAAUGUA
Messenger RNA from Conger conger (European conger), 6495 nucleotides. RefSeq names its product zinc finger protein 414-like. The coding region runs from base 200 to 1279 and encodes 359 amino acids. NCBI's taxonomy places the organism in Eukaryota, Metazoa, Chordata, Actinopteri, Anguilliformes, Congridae. The record is from RefSeq and is a predicted model, not a curated record. The transcript is spliced from 8 exons.